AUGAAACCAACCAAUACGGAAGAGGAGCGACAGCGGCCUCCCACGCAUCCCAAAAGCACGACGGUAGCGCCCGAGUCGCGGGAUGCGGGGACGAAUUACACGAGCGGCGUCCCGAACGCAACCUCGGCGGCGGACCCCUCUUCCAACGCCUCGACGUACCCUCCACCACCGCCUCCACCGUAUCCGUUCGCGGUGGAAGAACGGGCCGGACGGGGCGUCCUGUCGUCCGUGGAAAAACGACGACAGCACGUUCGGACCGCCUCGGGAGAGCAAUGGCACGCGGCUGUGCCCGGCGAACGACCGCCUCUCGGAGGCAACGUACCCUUUCAACGAAUGUACAACAGUAUGGCGACACCGCCGGCUCCCAUGAGUAGGACGUCCAGUACGGCGUCGAGUACGGACGAAGCCAAAUCGGCUAGGCAAAAGUUCCAGGACAUUGCUCGGAAGGUCCGAAUGUUGAAUCUCGUCGCUCCGGGCAACGCCCACACCAACCACGGAUUGACCAGUCCGAACGGCAGUACGUCGGGGGGAUCACGGGGACACCGGAAAACGGCCAGCCGUGCGCACGCGUUACUGGACAGUAUCCAAGAAGCAACGGAAGAUGACGAGUCGAGGUCCAACUGCGGGAACGUCUUCUUUGAAGGCGUCGGAGGGGACGCGCUCACGCAGGGCGAAUCUCACUUCUCGGUGGAAGCCACGGAUGCCGAUCGACUCGUCGCCGGCGCGAUACAGGUGGAAAAACUCUUCGCCACGAAUGAUACGGGGUCGACGAGCUCGACGGAAGAACUCCAAGAUGCGGACCACGACGGCGGCGCGUUGCCCGAUUACGAAGAACAAGUGCCCUUGCGGGAUCAUAAUGAAAGAUACGGAUCCCUGGAUGAGUUUAGCAACGGCGGUUCGAAGUAUCCACGCCGGGUCGUUAAAAAACGUACGGACCGGUAUUCUUCAAAACGCCUGCUUCGUCGCAUUGCGAAAAUGUGUCACCCAUUCACUUUGCUGCAAGCCUUGUGGCAUACUAUCCUGCAUUCCUAUUUCGUCACACUAAGCCUACCGGCGUUUGUUGCAGCGUGGGUGGUCUACUAUCAUCUCGGCAACCCCAAUUUGGAGUUUAUGCCCGGGCACGCAUCGGUGGCGUGGUGGCUAAUCUUUGUUGGGCGUCAGUGUAUCACGUUGGAAUUGGCGCGUCUUACCCAAUGGUUACUCGUGGACAAAAUCAUCCUCGGUACCCGGGUGGCCGUCAAGUGUUUGGGACCGUUGCCGACAUUGUACGCCAUUCAGGCCAAGGGUUGGCCAAUUAUGUUGGCCUUAUGGGCCAUUGCCGACCUUUUCUUGCUGCACGGAGACAAUCGCUUCCAACAGCACUGGUUCUACUUUACCGGUAUUUCCAUUUUCAAAGACGCCAAUUCGGGGGUGUACAUUUUAACUUCCCCAACCUACUUGCGCAUGUUGCUUAGUAUGCUGGUGGCAGGUCUCGCGACCGCGGGCAAGCGGACUGCCGUGGCCAUGUACUUUGGACGUCGUACGUUUUCCGAAUUCAAACCUCGACUGGAAAAGAUUUUGCGAGAAGUAGUGUUGCUUUCCGAAACUGCCGAGCUUGCUCAAGAAGCGGAACGGGUAUCCUACGGGGUUGGACAGACCGGGGAAACUUUGGAAAUCGAUUUGAAUCGUCAAGAUAGUCGAGUGCAAUUCAUGGACGACGUUUCGUGGACCACUGAUCGAAAUUUGGUGAAGAAUUCAGGACGGGGAAACGCUAUGGAUGAAUCGAGCGACGAUGAGAGCGAAGAUAGACACAGUCCAGCAAAUUUGAAAAGAAGAAGGAGCGAAUCACUGAACGACGCAAUGAUGGAAAAGACCGAGAGUGGCAGCUUUCGAGUGAGCGACUUGCUCGAAAAUUGGGAAGAGCCAGUGAACAAACUCGACAAGUCUUUGAAUGCGUCCAUUAACGAUAUUUUGAAAUUUCGACGUGCUUUGACAUUUAUGGACGAACAACAUCCCUUUGGGGAUGCCUUCGGUCCUGCUGCAUCACGAAACGAUGUCAUCAGUUCGGCGCAGCAAGUAUAUCAACGCCUUUUGAAAAUGACGCCCGAGAGUAUCAUGCUGAACUGUGACGUCUUCACUAUGUUGGCGGACGAAGACGAGGGGGCUACCACCAACUUGGCCAAGAGGAAGGCCCUACGCAAGCUCUUUCGUCCCGACGCAAACAACGAGCUUUCUCAGUUGGCCUUUAUUCAAUCUUGCGAUUCUCUGUACAAAAAGCUGCGCUUCUUUCGUGCUUCUGUAGGAAACGCCUCGGUUAUUGACCAUGCCCUCGAAACUAUCAUCGACUUUCUCUUCAACUUCAUACUGGCGCUUGCUUUGCUUUCGCUUAUGCGCUUUAAUCCUUGGCCUCUGUUGGUAUCGGUUUCAACAUUACUCGUGUCUGUGUCCUUUGCUGUCGGAUCUAGUGCCAGCAAAUACAUAGAAGGCAUAUUGCUGAUUGCGGCAAGAAGACCUUACGAUCUUGGUGACCGCAUAUACAUGCUGGAUCCGUCUGUUUUAAACAGCAACGACGGCCUUUUCUGGUCCUGGUUUAUUGAAGAUAUUAAUCUUUUCCAAACCACGGUACGCUACGCCGGUACCAACGAAGUGGCGACCAUCAACAACGGUUCAAUUGCAAAUUUACGUAUCGUAAACGCUAACCGGUCCCCCAACGCUGUUGUUUGGUUCCAGUUGCCUUUUCACAUUUCUGUCUUGGAGGAGAAGCGAAUGGACCGCACCCGUGUGGCGCUCGAAAAGUACGCUCACGCGCGUCCCCGCAGCUGGCACAGUUUUUCCUAUUGUCGUGUUGACGAGGUCCAUGUCGAGUUGGAGAAACUAAUGGUCACCAUAGGCUUUCAGCACCGGACUUCUUGGCAAGACUUGGGUCGAAUUUUGAUGGACAAGGCCGAUCUGAUGUGUUAUGUGUACCAGCUGACAAAAGAUUUGGGCGUUGACUAUGAAGAGCUUCCACAACGUGAUCUAGUAUACUACUCGGGUUUGCUCAAGAGUGGUGGCGUGCGUAACUACCGCAAGGGUCUCGUCAACCCCUUGAACAUUCAAAACUCUGUUGAAGGAGAAGUACCCAUCAGACAAUCAUCAUCGGCUGCAUCUACUCGUACCAACGAUACCGAUUCGGUGAAUCGCGCCUUUCUCGCUAAUCUACGUCUUUAG
Phaeodactylum tricornutum CCAP 1055/1 is the source of this 3189-nucleotide messenger RNA. RefSeq lists its product with no specific name. The record is from RefSeq and is a predicted model, not a curated record. The transcript has 5 exons. The coding region runs from base 1 to 3189 and encodes 1062 amino acids. Gene Ontology annotation, cellular component: plasma membrane. Gene Ontology annotation, biological process: monoatomic anion transport. Gene Ontology annotation, molecular function: mechanosensitive monoatomic ion channel activity. NCBI's taxonomy places the organism in Eukaryota, Bacillariophyta, Bacillariophyceae, Surirellales, Neidiaceae.